GCCCGAGCACCGAUGAGGGGUCUGAGUGAUUUGGGAAGACGAUCGCCGCAUUGUUGGAGUCGAACGUGGCCGAUGGUGAUCAAGAGGACGGCCGGCCGGGCUUCGUUUGGCUCUCCAUUGCCGUCGAUCGUUGUUCAGCGCUGCCUUCCCUAUCACCAGCGCGACCACCACAUCCAUUCUCUGCUCCUUGCCUCUGCCAUUGUGGAGGCUAUGCAGUGGUCCACUGCCCCACUCUUGAGAGAUGCAGUCCCAGAGCUUCGGAGUCGCCAAGUCAUUACUUGUUGCAUAGCCUCGGUCGGAUGGUCGGCAAGAGCGCAGUUUGUUUAGAGCGAAAAGGAGCGGCAUACCCUGGGGAGGAGUCACCACUGGCUACGGGUCUUUCGGCCACGUCGAAUGAGCCCCGUGUGCUAAAGUGCUUGUUCUGCUCAUCAUCUCGUCGCCCGUACUCUCAUCCCUUCAAUGGUCGCUGCAGCUUGGCAACCGCCGGGAUAUCGCUACUCCUCUUUGUGCCAUUUGAUCGCCCCCGAUCGACUUGCCUCCUGCUUUCGAAUCCAAACGCUAUCGUCCAAGCCGAUGGUAAGGUCGAGUCGUGUAGCUGGGUGAUUUGGAGAUCGAGGCAAAACGCCGUGCCGCCGAUCGACCAGGUAGAGAGAAAGCAAGACAAGAGACCUACGAUUUUGUUUUGGAUGGCUGUUGUGCUCGAUCGCUUAUGCACCAAGGCGGCCACGGACCGCGAUACCGGUGUAAAACUAACCCGCCUUCCCCGGUGUCUCCGCAUGGGCAACGAACGGCGCUCACCGCCGAGCAGUCCCAGUAUAUCCUGUCGAUUUUGGAGCAGCCGAGGCGGGUCAGGACGUCCGGGUACACGCCCACGAUCAUCGGCAGAUCCAUGGACCCGGUCCCAAUCCUGCAGCUAUCUUUCCGAGAUGCAUCCGGGGCAAUCAUUACCGAGUGAGUUGCUGUUCCUUGUCUUCGCUUGCGAGUGGAUACCCCAAGACGCCAGUUCGGGUGGGGCGUUGCUCCUGGACGGCCGAUACCGUUUGCACCGACCACAGCAGGGCUCGCACUCGGUUUCCCGACGAAGCGCAUGCUUGCUUGGCUGUCUGUGUGUCUCUUUGCCUGUCUGUCGGUUGCCAGCCCAAAGACGAAGGGCAAGUUUCGCUCUUGGCCUCCGAGAAAGUUGCUGUUUGCCAGGGUUUCCCUUCCUUGCGCCACUGCUUUCAUUAGUUCGCAUGCUUGGGCAAUUCAUGUACAAGCGAACGGGCCAGGACGGAGUCGCAGCACAUCUUGAUGGAGGCAACCAGGCCACCCCAAUCCAAGGCGAACGGGCCAACAAAGCGUCGUUGGCUGGAGGGGCUGCGAUACGAGCGACUUGGGACUGGAUCCAUGGUCACGAACCGAGCCAUUGCCUCGCAUCGAAUGAACCCAAUCGAUUCGACUCGACUCGAUCAGCUGGAGGCGGGCUGAUUGACAUCAGAGAACACAAACGUGCUCACCGGCCAUCCGCCAACGUUGUAUCGGAUAGACGACAGCAGGGGCAAUCAGUCUGCGAUGAAAUCGAUCGGAGCUCCCUGGAGACAGGAAGGUCGGGGGAUGUGACAUGCUGUCGGUUGAUCGAGCCAGUCGAUCGGGUCGUUCGAGCGGACGAACCUUGGCCUGGCGAACGGCAAUUGGGCACCAAUGCAUGCGACGAGCCGCCAUUACAGGGACGGCAUGCAAGUCGUUAGACAACCGUAUGAAGCGCAUAUCUGCACGAUUCGGCCGGAGUUGGGCACGAGGCAGCACUCGAAGUCGUUCGCAUCAAUGUCUGUCGCUGGAUCUGGACCACCAGCCCUGCUGUUUGUGGGGGGAGGCUUCAGGCUUGGCCUUGGCUUUGAUCGAUUGACCAGCUUCGAAACUCCUGCAAUCUGCAUCUGCGCACUAUGCGCUUUCGGAGACACGAAG
This is a messenger RNA of Polychytrium aggregatum, 1944 nucleotides long. RefSeq lists its product as uncharacterized. The record is from RefSeq and is a predicted model, not a curated record. Lineage: Eukaryota; Fungi; Chytridiomycota; Chytridiomycetes; Polychytriales. The transcript has a single exon. Bases 300 to 1727 code for a protein of 475 amino acids.